AUGGCAACUGUCAACUGCAUCAUUAAGGGGGUCAAAGACUGGCUUGGUGCCAUUACAAGGAGUGGAGGGUACUGGCCUCUUGUUCCACCAGAGGCAGAGCAGGUGAGCUCUGAAAUCUUCAAGCAAAAAUUGAACUCGGUGCCAGAUCAAACAAGUUCAGAAGAACAAAUGAAGAACUGGUCAAAAGAAACACACAUCCUGGGACAGAAAAAAGAUGACACUUGUGUUGAGUUUCAGUUUCAUCAGAAUUCUCAAAAAAACCCAGAAUUUUUCAUCCAGGCAGAAGCUGAAGCACUGCAACUUUCAGAUUUGCCAGCAACCAGUCAAAGAGGAGGAACCCUAAAUGAUUGUAAUUCCAGUCCUGAAGAAUCAAGCACUGUAGAAAGAAAGCCUAACAGGAUGCUCCCUGAAUUUAUAUCCUCAUGGAAGGAUGCUGCAGAUUUAGGUGGCAAAACAGAAGCUGCAUUCCUUUUAAAAGAAUUGGACACUCUGAGGGCCAAAAAUAAAAAGCUUCAAGAUAAGCUGUCUGAAAAGGACAAGGAGCUGAAGACAAUAAAACUGGACUUAGAACUGCAAGAGAAAGCUACAGAAGCUAAGAUUGCAGAAAAGAUUGCAGCUCUGGUUGAAGAAGUUUAUUCUGCUCAACGGGAACGUGACGAGGCUGUCAUGGCAAGGCUUAGGUUAGCCAAUGAAGAACGGGAUGAAGCAUUUCUACGAGUCCAGCGUUUAGAAGAGUCUCUCAAAGAGCUAGAAAAUAUUAACCCUGAAGAAAAUGACAUGACAUUACAGGAAUUACUGAACAGAAUAAACAAUGCAGACACAGGGAUAGAUAUACUGAAGAAUGGAGCUAUAAUUCUGAAUCGAAUACACAAGACCAAAGAGCGUAAAAAGAAAAUAAUAGCUGAGGAAAUGAAUGCAGUAAUAGAACAACGGGAUGCUGCGUUGUCUCAAUGCAAACGGCUGGAGCAGGAGCUUCAUCAUCUGAAAGAGCAGAACCAGACUUCAGCAAACAACACGAGACAUCUGACUGCUGAAAACAAUCAGGAACGUGCUCUGAAGUGUAGCUACAGCCUAGAAAAUAUGGACAGACCGGUAGGGAUGAAAGUCGUGUCAGUGACUCCUUUAGAAACGGGUUUGACCGGUGCUCUGGACCAGCAGCAGAGCUCCCGCUGGAGAAACAUCCAGCCAGAGCCCCCUGAGAG
Phaethon lepturus (White-tailed tropicbird) is the source of this 1202-nucleotide messenger RNA. Its product is annotated as mirror-image polydactyly gene 1 protein homolog. The record is from RefSeq and is a predicted model, not a curated record. The annotation marks the transcript as partial. The transcript is spliced from 10 exons. Lineage: Eukaryota; Metazoa; Chordata; Aves; Phaethontiformes; Phaethontidae.